AUGCUUGAAUGUGGAAAGUGCUUUCUCUCUCAGAAUGGCCACCCUUUACUGUACACAUCAAAAGCUUCACACUGGUGGGAGAAGCUCCAUAAAUGUUUGGAGUGUGGAAAGUGUUUCUUUCAAAAUGGCACCUUAAUUAAACACCAAAAGAUCCAUACAGGGGAGAAGCCAUAUAAAUGUUUGAAGUGUGGAAAGUGCUUCUCCCAGAAUGGCUACCUUACUUCACAUCAAAAGCUUCACACAGGGGAGAGGCCAUAUAAAUGCUUGCAGUGUGGAAAGUGCUUCUCUGAGAAUGGCUACCUUACUGCACAUCAAAAGCUUCACACAGGGGAGAGGCCAUAUAAAUGCUUGCAGUGUGGAAAGUGCUUCUGUCGGAAUAGCCACCUCAGUGCACAUGAAAAGACUCACACAGGGGAGAAGUCGUAUAAAUGCUUAGAAUGUGGAAAGUGUUUCUUUCAAAAUGGCACCUUAAUUAGACACCAAAAGAUCCAUACAGGGGAGAAGCCAUAUAAAUGUUUGAAGUGUGGAAAGUGCUUCUCCCAGAAUGGCCACCUAACUUCACAUCAAAAGCUUCACACAGGGGAGAGGCCAUAUAAAUGCUUGCAGUGUGGAAAGUGCUUCUCUGAGAAUGGCUACCUUACUGCACAUCAAAAGCAUCACACAGGGGAGAGGCCAUAUAAAUGCUUGCAGUGUGGAAAGUGCUUCUAUCAGAAUAGCCACCUCAGUGCACAUGAAAAGACUCACACAGGGGAGAAGUCGUAUAAAUGCUUAGAACGUGGAAAGUGCUUCUAUCAGAAUAGCAACCUCAGUACACAUGAAAAGACUCACACAGGGGAGAAGUCAUAUAAAUGCUUGGAAUGUGGAAAGUUCUUCUCUCAGAAAGGCAACCUAACUGCACAUGAAAAGACUCACACAGGGGAGAAACCAUAUAAAUGCUUAGAGUGUGGAAAGUGCUUCUCUCAAAAAAGUAACCUCGGUGCACAUCAAAAUACUCACACAGUGGAGACACCAUAUAAAUGCUUGGAAUGUGGGAAGUGCUUCUCUCAGAAAGGCAGCCUAACUGCACAUCAAAAUCGUCACACAGGGGAGAAGCCGUAUAAAUGCUUAGAAUGUGGAAAGUGCUUCUCUUGGAAUGCCAGCCUAACUACACAUCAAAGAAUUCACACAGGGGAGAAACCAUAUAAAUGCUUGGAAUGUGGAAAGUGUUUCUCUUGGAAUGUCAGCCUAACUGCACAUCAACAAAUUCAUACAGGGAAGAAGCCGUAUAAAUGCUUAGAAUGUGGAAAGUUCUUCUCUCAGAAUGGCAGCCUAACUACACAUCAAAGAAUUCACACAGGGGAGAAACCAUAUAAAUGCUUGGAAUGUGGAAAGUGUUUCUCUCAAAAAGGCCCCCUCAGUGCACAUCAAAAGACUCACACAGGCGAGAAGCCACAUAAUUGCUUAGUGUGUGGAAAGUGCUUCUCUCAGAAUAAGGACCUAACUAGACAUCAAAAGGUGCACACCGGGGAGAAGCCAAAUAAAUGCUUGGAGUGUGGAAAAUGCUUCCCUUCAAAUAUCAGCCUAAGUGCACAUCAAAAGAUUUGUCCUUGCUGAGUUAUCUGGGGUAGCCUUACAGUGGCUGUCCCCAUUCCUUAAAGACCUGCCCAGCAUCAGUUGGUAUGUGGUGUCCCGCAGGGGACAAUUCUCUCACCAUUAAUAACAUUUAUAGGUACUUUUUGGUGGGAUGAUCUGGAGGUUUGGACUUGGCUGUUCUUUGUCCUUCACUUCAACAUGCAGAUAACACCCAGUUGUAUCUGACUGUGGACGGUCAUCUGGAUUCCACCCCGAGUGUUUUGGCCGGGGCCUGUAAUGGAAUGUAUGAAAAAGAUCUGACUGAAGUUAAAUCCAGCUAAGAUAAAGGUCCUGUGGUUGAGCUGAAAGGUGCAGGUUGGUGACUGUCAGUUACCGACUCUUGAUAGUGUGCAACUAGUUGCUGCACUGACCUUUUAAGAAUAUGUUUUCCUUAAAUUCCAUAUACAGUACCGUACAUAACAUAAAUCACUCUUAGUAUGUUGUACCAAACUCAUUGUCUAUAAUAGAUUUUAAAAACUUUUUAAAAAAACUAUCUCCCCUACAUGGGAGUUUUUAGUAUGAAUAAAUAGUCUUCAAAAUGAGACCUCUCUUCCUUAACUUGUAAAAGUUAAUAUAAAUCAAAUAUGUGGAAAAACUUAUCUUAUAGACCUUCAAUGGUUUACAAGUAUAGUUACACAGUUUCUGCUUAUACUCAACUAAUUCAUAUUAUGACACACUAACUAUACUUAAUUAUAUCUUAUUGUGACUUAAAUAAUUUUUCCAGCGGUUUCCAUUCUUUCUCUUUCUUUCUUGUAUCUUCUACCCCUAGAGAUAACGAAAUAUAAUCCAUAUCCAUGAAUUUGCUCUACUUAAUCUAAUAAAAUAAAAUAAAAUAAAAAAA
Sphaerodactylus townsendi is the source of this 2452-nucleotide messenger RNA. RefSeq names its product zinc finger protein 160-like. NCBI's taxonomy places the organism in Eukaryota, Metazoa, Chordata, Lepidosauria, Squamata, Sphaerodactylidae. The transcript is spliced from 2 exons. The coding region runs from base 1 to 1593 and encodes 530 amino acids. The record is from RefSeq and is a predicted model, not a curated record.